Molecule: messenger RNA, 568 nt
Organism: Dimorphilus gyrociliatus
Lineage: Eukaryota; Metazoa; Annelida; Polychaeta; Dinophilidae
Source: the annotation of a GenBank genome assembly
AUAACAGUCCAGUCACACGUUUAUCAACUCCAUUCCGAUACAGAAAAUUGCUUCAAUUUAACGACAACCGUAAUCAGAGAUUCGGACAAUCAUGCAGUCAGAAUUUACUUCGAAGAAUUUAGACAAACAAUGUCUUUGGAAUGCUCAACAGUCUCUUGAAGUAGAUUCUACAGAAAAUAACAAUAUACCUGGAGCAAUGAUCAAAAAUGGUAAUUUGGUAUUGAAAGCAGAAAAGUCGAAAGAAUUAUCUACAAUUCAGAGCGAAGUCAUUUAUUCUAUAUUGUCAACAUCUGUAGAUACUAAUGACUGUGUGCCGACAUCUUGUUCUCUCAGGUUUAAAGAAGAUGGUUGCAGUAAAGUUGAAGGAGAUGCCGGCACACUGGCUGACUUGAUUCUUGAUGCUGAAACAGAAAACCCAAUACCCGAUGAUCUUAACGCAGGGAAGGAGGAAAGUAAAAGUAAAAGCAAGAAGCAUUGGUUUCUGAAUUGGUGUUGCGGUACAUUUCGUCAUGUAAAAAUCUGGGAAAGGAGUUCAGGUUAUAAAUAUAAUAGAAUUGACGAAGAAUAA